Molecule: messenger RNA, 1716 nt
Organism: Octodon degus (degu)
Lineage: Eukaryota; Metazoa; Chordata; Mammalia; Rodentia; Octodontidae
Gene: Znf475
Product: zinc finger protein 474
Exons: 4
Coding region: 352-1716 (454 amino acids)
Source: RefSeq, a predicted model, not a curated record
ACAAGCAGGGAUGUAAACUUUGGAGCUCCCAACUAUUCUGCUCCUGUUUCUACCAACCUUCUCCCCGAAUGUUCAGAGGAGCAUAGCAUGCCAUGGUAAAAGCAGAACAGAGAGGUAAAGCACAAAUGGUAUAAGAUCUUUGAGACAACUCAGGUUCAGUGCGGACUUCCCGACCUCACAGACUGCUGCCUUACGUGGAAGCUGAGCAACAGUCUUCAGGUCCAUGCCACACUGGCAGCAGCAGCAUGCGCCCUCAGCACAGCCAACCUUACUACCCUUCACUGUAAUCUGGAGCCCAGAAUGAGUCUGGCCUGAAAUUAGACCAGGUACUAAAGAAAACCUUCUUUGUUAAUGGAAAGAGGAAAAGAGAAAAAGAUUUCCAACCAGCUGCAACAAAUGUUCUGCCGCUCUAAGGAGCCUACCUUCUUUAUUGACCAAGCUGUGCUGUCUCCUGACUCCUACUCUAACCUUUUGCCAGAAGUAGAGUGUAUCAAUCCCAUUGAAAAACUAAAGACAAGUACUCAGCCAAAUAGACCUGGAACAGUAAUACUUUCAAAACAGUCUAGUAGAACUAUGUCUGAAGGCCAGCCUCAUCCCCCAGUAAUACUGUCCCGCAGGCCUGGGCUCCGGAUAUGCUACAUCUGUGGCAGAGAAUUUGGGUCACAGUCACUUGCCAUUCAUGAGCCCCAGUGCUUGGAGAAGUGGCGUAUUGAAAACAGCAAGUUACCGAAGCACCUGAGGAGGCCAGAACCCUCCAAAUCACAGCCCGGCAGUGGCAGUGGGACCUACAGUGUUCAGGCAGCAAAUGAGGCAGCGUUCCAGAGUGCCCAGGCCCAGCUGGUGCCAUGUCAGUCCUGUGGCCGCACAUUCUUGCCAGAUCGUCUCCUUGCUCACCAGAGAAGCUGCAGGCCAAAGGGUGAGGGUCCCAGAACAUCAAACCUCAACAGUUCUGACAAUCUUACUAGCUUCAGGAAAAUGUCUAGUGGUAUCCCAGCCAGACCAAGGACUCUCACCUGCUACAUUUGUGGGAGGGAAUUUGGCACUCUGUCCCUUCCUAUUCAUGAGCCCAAAUGCCUACAAAAGUGGAAAAUGGAAAACGACCGGCUCCCCAAGGAGCAUCGCCAGGCACCCCCACAGAAGCUUGAGACCCUUGCGUCUAUACAGUCUAGCAAAGAAGGCUCAAACCACACCCAGCUUGUGUCCUGCAUAAACUAUAGCCAGACCUUUGCCCCCAGUGACCUUCAGGAACAACAGAGAAGUUGUAAAGCUCAACCUGCUGUACCAAAAGUUCAGAAUUUGGACUUAAGGAGCAAAAGUAACCUAAAUACUCCCACCAGUUCUGAGCAGCAAAAGAACAUGGCAACACCCAGUAUACCUAGUAAGUCAACAAUGAUAAGGCGUCCACCAACAGUUGUUUGUUACAUCUGUGGUCGUGAAUAUGGAACAAAGUCCAUUAGCAUCCAUGAACCACAAUGCCUAAAAAAGUGGCAAAAUGAAAACAACUUGUUGCCUAAAGAACUAAGGAGACCAGAACCUAAAAAACCAGAAGUCAGGACCAUUACCGCCAAAGGGUUCUAUGAUCUCGAGGCCUUAAAUGAAGCUGCUUGGACAAGUGCCCAGAGCCAGUUGGUUCCCUGCACUACUUGUGGGCGGACCUUCCUGCCAGACAGACUGAUUGUUCACAAGCGAUCUUGUAAACCAAAAUCUGCCAAGUAA